Balaenoptera ricei (Rice's whale) is the source of this 2262-nucleotide messenger RNA. RefSeq names its product proprotein convertase subtilisin/kexin type 1 (gene PCSK1). Gene Ontology annotation, cellular component: Golgi membrane; trans-Golgi network. Lineage: Eukaryota; Metazoa; Chordata; Mammalia; Artiodactyla; Balaenopteridae. Gene Ontology annotation, molecular function: serine-type endopeptidase activity. Bases 1 to 2262 code for a protein of 753 amino acids. The record is from RefSeq and is a predicted model, not a curated record. The transcript is spliced from 14 exons. Gene Ontology annotation, biological process: protein processing.
AUGGAGCCAAGAGCCUGGACUCUGCAGUGUACUGCUUUCGCUCUCUUUUGCGCUUGGUGUGCAUUGAAUAAUGUAAAAGCCAAGAGGCAGUUUGUGAAUGAAUGGGCGGCGGAGAUCCCCGGGGGACCGGAGGCAGCCUCAGCGAUAGCCGAGGAGCUGGGCUAUGACCUUCUGGGUCAGAUUGGCUCACUUGAAAAUCACUACUUAUUCAAACAUAAAAACCAUCCUCGGAGGUCUCGAAGGAGUGCCCUUCGUAUCACUAAGAGAUUAUCUGAUGAUGAUCGUGUGCUAUGGGCUGAACAACAGUAUGAAAAAGAGAGAAGUAAACGUUCAGUUCUAAGAGACUCAGCACUAGAUCUCUUCAAUGAUCCGAUGUGGAAUCAGCAGUGGUACUUGCAAGAUACUAGGAUGACUGCAGCCCUGCCCAAGCUGGACCUCCAUGUGAUACCUGUUUGGCAAAAAGGCAUCACAGGCAAAGGAGUUGUUAUCACUGUACUGGAUGAUGGCUUGGAGUGGAAUCACACAGACAUCUAUGCCAACUAUGAUCCAGAGGCUAGCUAUGAUUUUAACGAUAAUGACCACGAUCCAUUUCCCCGAUAUGAUCCCACAAAUGAGAACAAACAUGGGACCAGAUGUGCAGGAGAAAUUGCCAUGCAAGCAAAUAAUCACAAGUGUGGGGUCGGAGUUGCAUACAAUUCCAAAGUUGGAGGGAUAAGAAUGCUCGAUGGCAUUGUGACGGAUGCUAUUGAAGCCAGCUCAAUUGGAUUUAAUCCUGGACAUGUGGAUAUUUACAGUGCGAGCUGGGGCCCUAAUGAUGAUGGGAAAACUGUGGAGGGGCCUGGCCGACUAGCCCAGAAGGCUUUUGAAUAUGGUGUCAAACAGGGGAGACAAGGAAAGGGCUCUAUCUUCGUCUGGGCUUCUGGGAAUGGGGGGCGUCAGGGAGAUAACUGUGACUGUGACGGGUACACGGACAGUAUCUACACCAUCUCCAUCAGCAGUGCCUCGCAGCAAGGCCUAUCCCCCUGGUACGCUGAGAAGUGCUCCUCCACGCUGGCCACCUCGUACAGCAGCGGCGAUUACACCGACCAGCGAAUUACGAGUGCUGACCUGCACAACGACUGCACAGAGACCCACACAGGCACCUCUGCAUCAGCACCCCUGGCUGCUGGCAUCUUCGCUCUGGCCCUGGAAGCAAAUCCAAAUCUCACCUGGCGAGAUAUGCAGCACUUGGUUGUCUGGACCUCUGAGUAUGACCCACUGGCCAAUAACCCUGGAUGGAAAAAGAAUGGAGCAGGCUUGAUGGUGAAUAGUCGAUUUGGAUUCGGGUUGCUAAAUGCCAAAGCUCUGGUGGAUUUAGCUGAUCCCAGGACCUGGAGCAGUGUGCCUGAGAAGAAGGAGUGUGUUGUAAAAGACAAUGACUUUGAGCCCAGAGCCCUGAAAGCUAAUGGAGAAGUUAUCAUAGAAAUUCCAACAAGAGCUUGUGAAGGACAAGAAAAUGCUAUCAAGUCACUGGAACAUGUGCAAUUUGAAGCAACAAUUGAAUAUUCCCGCAGAGGAGACCUUCAUGUCACCCUCACUUCUGCUGCUGGAACCAGCACCGUACUGUUGGCUGAAAGAGAGCGGGAUACAUCUCCUAAUGGCUUUAAGAAUUGGGACUUCAUGUCUGUUCACACAUGGGGAGAGAAUCCCAUAGGCACUUGGACUUUGGGAAUUACAGACAUUUCUGGAAGAAUGCAAAAUGAAGGAAGAAUCGUGAACUGGAAGCUAAUUCUGCAUGGGACCUCUUCUCAACCAGAACACAUGAAACAGCCCCGAGUGUACACGUCCUACAACACCGUUCAGAAUGACCGAAGAGGGGUGGAGAAGAUGGUGGACUUGGGGGAGGAGCAGCCCACACAAGAGAACCUGCAUGAGAACCCUCUGUCAUCCAAAAGCCCCAGCAGCAGCGGUGUGGGGGGCAGAAGGGAUGAGCUGGCAGAGGGAGCCCCUUCUGAGGCCAUGCUACAACUCCUACAAAGCGCUUUCAGCAAAAACCCACCCCCAAAGCAAUCACCAAAGAAGUCUCCAAGUGCAAAGCUCAACAUCCCUUACGAAAAUUUCUAUGAAGCCCUGGAAAGGCUGAACAAACCUUCCCAGCUUAAAGACUCUGAGGAUAGUCUGUAUAAUGACUACGUUGAUGUUUUCUAUAACACGAAGCCUUACAAGCACAGGGAUGACCGGCUGCUGCAAGCUCUGGUGGACAUUCUGAGGAAGGAAAAUUAA